CUUCUCCUCCCAUCCUCCCUUUAGCUUCCUCCUUCCACCUCCAACACGAUGAAUCUCCUCACAGGCACUCUUCGUCGUUCAGCCCUGUCAAGCAGACUCACUUCACCACGUCUAACUACACGCAGUGUCCCUCUCAGACCGCAUGCGUUUACCCUCCCCCGUCUCGGAUCAUCCUCUAUUCGCCUGGCUAGCACAUCCUCAACGCCUCCACCUACAGACUCGGUAGAUGCUACGCUGAAACCACGGCCGAAAGCCAGCACACCACUACGACGCAGCGCUUCCGCGUCGGCGUCGCGCCCCAUCCGCGCGAACCCGACGCCGACGCGUAGCGCGAUUCGCCCUGUCCUGACCUUUGCCAUGGCCGAACGCUUCUUGCUACCACGCAUACGCGCACACAUUAUGACUCAUAAUGCCUCAGCUGGCAUUGAAGUACACCUGGUGCACGAAGCGCUAUGGAUUCCGCGCUGGCCUGCGUCUUCGCUGGCGGGAGACGCGACAGACGGACAGGCAAAGAAGGAAGGAGAGGGAGGCGAGGUGUUCAUCUUUGCGAAUGGCACCUUUGUCUGCUGGGGUAUGAGCGAGGAGGAGGCACAGCGCUUCUCACGCGAGGUGAUGGCACCUGCUAUGAGGGGCGCGGCGCUUGCACCGCUGCGAGAGGCGGAGACGGAGGAGCUGGAGUUUGUCACGGACCCACAUGAGCCAACACGCCUUCAAGGCGACCUGAUCAUCCUCGGCCGUGUCCAACCACUGGACUCCCCCGAGCAGUCCGACCCGUUUUUAUCCCUCCCUUCUUCCCCAUCCUCCACGGCUACCACACCCUCAAUCUCAGCCCAUCUCCCCGCUGAUACCCUCCUUCCUCGCUACGCCUUUUCCCAAGCCCUAUCGCGCUCGACCGCGCUGUCCGCACUCGAAGCCUCGCUGGACAACUUCCUCUCCUCCGUCUCACAGCUUCCCGACUCGCUCGAACGCACAGGAAAGCCCGGCAUCUCGCGCCGCGAGAUCAUCAAGAAGCUCGGCGUACUCAUGCGGUUCAGACAGGGUCUGAAUCUGAACAGGGAGAACUUCUUUGAUACACCGGAUUUGUAUUGGGUUGAGCCGGAGCUCGAGGGCUUCUUCAAGUCGAUGUCAGCGGCGUUGGAGGUGAAGGCGCGUACGAACGCGGUGAAUGACAAGAUCACGUAUGCAGCGGAGGUGCAGUCUCUCCUGAGGCAGCUCUUGACCGAGACGUCAACACAUAGCAUGGAGCUCGUGAUCAUCGCGCUCAUCGCUGUCGAGGUCGUCAUUGCUCUCAUACGCGAUGGUCCUGAGCUCUGGCACAUGGCGUUCGGGCCGCCUGAACAAGACGUGUCCGAAGGGACACCGCAGGCCGCGUAAACAAAGGACCGAGUUGCCGUUACUUUCUUGUAUAAGUCCGCACGACCUUGCCACGUUUCUAACGCAUGCUGCAUAUCAUAGAAUAAAUACAUUAGAGCACCCCUUUCAGUACUACCCACUCCACUCUUGCCGCGUCUCAUAAUACAACAA
Messenger RNA from Coniophora puteana RWD-64-598 SS2, 1524 nucleotides. RefSeq lists its product as uncharacterized. The transcript is spliced from 5 exons. Gene Ontology annotation, biological process: positive regulation of mitochondrial translation. Lineage: Eukaryota; Fungi; Basidiomycota; Agaricomycetes; Boletales; Coniophoraceae. The coding region runs from base 49 to 1374 and encodes 441 amino acids. The record is from RefSeq and is a predicted model, not a curated record.